Molecule: messenger RNA, 3811 nt
Organism: Brienomyrus brachyistius
Lineage: Eukaryota; Metazoa; Chordata; Actinopteri; Osteoglossiformes; Mormyridae
Gene: slc1a5
Product: solute carrier family 1 member 5
Exons: 8
Coding region: 186-1790 (534 amino acids)
Biological process (GO): L-aspartate import across plasma membrane
Cellular component (GO): plasma membrane
Molecular function (GO): L-aspartate transmembrane transporter activity; symporter activity; neutral L-amino acid transmembrane transporter activity
Source: RefSeq, a predicted model, not a curated record
CGUUGUGUCACACAACUGAGGAGUCGCUCGGAGAAGGUUACCUUGUGCACUACUCUGGAGACGAUCGGAGGACGUUUGUCCAAACCCAGGCACAGAAGGCUUUCUUUGACCCGUGCAAUAGACCUAGCAACACUGAAAUCUGAUUCGGGAUUCAUCACUUUUGUUUUUUAAGUUUUACUGACAGAAUGGCAGAAAUUGUCACGAUGGAAGAGGAAAAGGCGGCAAGUGAAAAAGAGCCAGCAAUGGCAAACGGAAUGAUACAAGACAAUGACACAAGAAAACCGAAGUCACCGUCGGCCAGGGUGAAAAGGAUUGUUUUGGCCAACUUGCUGGUGAUAUUGACUGUAACCGGUGUUAUAAUCGGCGUGAUAAUUGGACUGUGCGUUCGCAGCGCAGAACUUAAUAAGGUGCAAGUGAUUUAUUUCGGGUUCCCAGGCGAACUUCUGAUACGACUGUUGAAGAUGAUCAUCAUUCCCUUGGUUGUGUGCAGUCUCAUCUCUGGAGCGGCCAGUAUCGAUCCCCAAGCCCUGGGCAAAUUAGGCGGCUUGGCGAUGCUCUUUUUUUUAGUGACAACUUUAUUUGCAUCAGCCAUCGGUGUAGUGAUGGCGUUUAUCAUUCAGCCAGGUUCUGUCUCCAAGCCCAUAAUCUCGGAAGCUGAUGAAGUGCCACAGGCUAAAGAUGUGAUAGACUCCUUCUUGGAUCUCGUAAGGAACAUCUUCCCAUCCAACCUGGUGGCAGCAGCCUUUCAAUCGUAUGCAACCAGCUACAAAAAUGCCACCACAAAAAAAAUUAACGAAACAGGCUUUGUGCUGAGCACCACCUUCGAUCGGCUACCAGUCGGCAAGGAUGUGGAGGGGAUGAAUAUCUUGGGCCUGGUGGUGUUUGCCAUCGUGUUUGGUGUGGCACUGCGCAAGCUUGGAGAGGAGGGCGAGAUCCUCAUCAAGUUCUUCAACUCCUUCAAUGAGGCCACCAUGGUGUUAGUGUCCUGGAUCAUGUGGUAUGCUCCUUUUGGUAUCAUGUUCCUGGUUGCAGCAAAGAUCGUGGAGAUGGUAGAUGUUGCCAUACUGUUCACCAGUUUGGGAAAGUACAUCGCCUGCUGCAUGCUCGGGCAUGCAUUGCACGGACUGCUGGUCCUGCCGCUUAUCUACUUCGUCUUCACACGCAAGAAUCCCUACAGCUUCCUCUGGGGGAUUUUCACUGCCCUGGCCACCGCAUUUGGGACCUCAUCUAGCUCGGCCACAUUGCCCCUGAUGAUGAAGUGCGUAGAGGAGAACAAUGGCGUGUCCAAGCACAUCAGCCGCUUCAUCCUGCCCAUUGGGGCCACCGUCAAUAUGGACGGAGCCGCUCUCUUCCAGUGUGUGGCCGCCGUCUUCAUCGCCCAGCUCAACUCCAUCUCCUUGAACUUCAUCCAGGUCAUCACAAUCCUAGUGACAGCGACAGCAUCCAGUGUGGGAGCCGCUGGGAUCCCUGCCGGAGGUGUGCUCACCUUGGCCAUUAUCUUGGAAGCGAUCAACCUACCGACCAGCGACAUCUCCCUCAUUCUUGCCGUGGAUUGGCUAGUCGACCGCACAUGUACCAUCCUCAACGUGGAGGGCGACGCCUUUGGAGCGGGGCUGCUGCAGUACUUCGUUGACCGCAACGCCCACAAAGACGGGCCGAACCCCAACGAGAAAGCGCUGGUUGAGGUCGUGUCAGUCAAGCACGAGGACUCGCCCCUCAUCAUCAAGGGCAAGGGCGAGACUGAAGACGGGGCGCCAGUCCGACCCAAUGUGGAGGAGUCUGUCAUGUAGGCAGGUCGGGCUGCUUCAUCAGACCCAAAGAGAGUGUCUCUCCACUAGGACAUUCACUCCUUACUUUUGACCAAAUUCUGAAAGCACAUAUCAACUUGAAUACUUCUAUUUUUAAAAGAACAUCAGCAUGCAUACACCGCCCCCCCCCCCCCCCCCCCCCGUUAUAGGUGUCAGUUUCUGGUCUGUGUCCCAGAGGCACUAUAAUGAAUGUGCAGUGGCUCUUUCGCUGUUAAAAGAAGGAUAAAUAAUAUGGUUGACAAAACCUCAGAUUACCAGAAAUGGUAGUUCUAUACAUGUUACAUGCCUCAUUCCUUGUGCUAGGAUCUUGCGGAAGAUGAAGUGUCCGGUAUUUAAUUUCAGCUCUGGUUUGUAGAGUCCUUUCUGGUUGCUGUAGUAUAGUACUGAAGAGUUCGCACCCGGACAAAUGUAAAGCCCUGGUGAUUAUUGUACGUGUGAAAUAAUCGCACGAACCCCUGGUCAAGUGUGACAGGUAAGAUUGUAAAAGCUAAUAGCAGGCUGUAGGCUAAGGUCCUCAUUUUUUGGAUGGUGGUUAUGCGUUCAAAAAGGAGGAAUAGGUGAACUUGGGACUCCUGUCCCUUUUCCGAAGCUCAGUCAUCUGUUCCAAAAGGGCUAUAUAUGGAGCUUUGUCAUGUGACACUGGAAGAGGUUAUUAGGUUAUUUCCAACCAAAUUAGUCGUCUGGCAUGACAAACAAGGGUGACAUUGAAGGCCAGUAGAGUAGACACAGGCACCUGCUACCGUAUUUGGGCCUCAUGACAUCAUAUCAUAUUGGGUCCCCAACCCAGACCAAUCCCAUUAUGUUCCAAAUUUUUUAGGGCCCCUGUUAUUCGAGGGGCCAUAAAAUGUACUAAACCCCCCUCCCGCACCCUUUCGCCACGCCCCUUAGUAAACAUGCAUGUUGGUGCUUUAUAUUAAUUUAGUCUGGAUGAUUUUUUUUUUCUCUAGCACCUCCUGCUUCUGUUUAUUCAUAUCACCAGAGUCGGUUCAAACCAGAAUAAGCUAGAUCAGACUUCUGCAUACUGUCCGUGAUAUGAUACCUACCACUCUUCUUAAAAGGGUGGGUCGGGAUUUCACACACGUAAGGUUGGUUUUGGAACCUGAUAUCUGUGCGAUGUUGUGCUCACCAAAUUCGGUAGCUCCGUGUAUAUUUUUAUAAAUAUGUCCAAAGGUUUUUUAAAUUAAUUUUAUAGAAUCCGUUAAUGAUGAGAACUUUUAAUGCUGUUUUAUCAGUUUCCCCUCAGCCUUGAUAAUACGUGAUUUUCUUUCUAAGUUAUUUCAGUUAAUUGUCCGCACGUGUUUUUAUGUGUGGUAAUUGUAACGUCUGUAUAUGUUGCUCAUGCGUCGAGAAAUGAACGUCCGUAUGUUUAUGAGCGCGUUUGCCAUGAAGUUUGUCCGAUAUAGUGAAUACAUUAUGAAGUAGAAGGUCUGUGACGAAAAGCUUUAAGAACAUUCCGUACGCUUUCUGUUUGAUGGCUUCGUAAGCCACGGCCAAAGAUAACUGUCGCCGUCCGAAUUGUGCUCCGUUUUUACUGUAAAUAGAAUCGUUUUUAUUUACUCAGUUUCGUAAAUUCUUCAGUUUCUUUUACACAACCAUCAGUCCACGGCUUCCUUAUGAUUUGAUCUAUUUAAUAUACAUUUCGUGAAUGGGGAUUUUAUUUUAUCAUUCAUACCUGAAUGUCACUUAGUCAUCGCAAAUAUGAGCUACUCCUACUCAGAAUUGCUGUACGUGUUUGACAGUAUAGGUAGUAUGACUGUUAUACAAAGAAACGUCAAAUCCCGCUUUACUGUUUCUUGUUAUGAUUUUCUAAAUACCACCACCGCUCAACCGAAAUAUGCAGCCAUUCAUAUUCGAGUCAUUUUCUCACAGGUCUAUUAUUUAUCUAGGUCUAUCUAUUGUUGACAAUUUCACUUGAAACACAUUUUUACUUUAUUUUACCAAAAAAGCUGUUAUGAAAUCAUACUGUCUGUACACUUAAAAUAAAAAAUGUUCCGUGUAUCAUA